Molecule: messenger RNA, 6954 nt
Organism: Pelodiscus sinensis (Chinese soft-shelled turtle)
Lineage: Eukaryota; Metazoa; Chordata; Testudines; Trionychidae
Source: RefSeq, a predicted model, not a curated record
UAAUCCAGUUGUCUUUCACAAGGGUUAUUCAUGGCUAAUUGGCCAUUAUUUCUGUCUUUUUGCUGAUAGCACAAUUGAGUGGAACUGGCCAACAAGAGGGGGAGUGAAUGCUUCACUUUUUCCACAAGGACAGUGUGGAAUCAGCCAGAAUUCUUCUUGGUGUCACUCACAUUAGUUUGCCCUUCCUCCCCACAUUUACCAGCAAAAGACCAGACCUUGAGAAGUCAGGCACAUGCACCAGCAACAGACUCCGUCAACUAAGGGAAAAAAAUUUCAGAGGACACUGGAGGAUCUGAUCAAGGAUGUGUUGCAUCAUUCAAUGCUUCAAACAGAGAAAAGAGAGCAAAGAAGAACAAUGGAGAUAAAAGUCAAACCAGAAAGCACGGAGCUCAUGUUAAGCUCACGGACGACCAAAAUGAGAUGCUGAAGUGUCAAAGUUAUCAAGAAGCAAAGGAAACAGAACCAAAGGCUUUCCUGUCGUGCAGAACUCUUUUCACAGCAACCGUCCGUCCAAGCCCACACAUUAGCCUCCAUGGCCGAGCAGACAAAACUCCUUAUCCAGCAACCCUCCUUUAUGCUCACACGCUCAUUUUCACAUUCAGGGUACAAGUUGAAUUUUAUAUGAAUGAAAACACAUUUAAAGAGAGACUGAAGCUAUUUUUCAUCAAAAACCAAAGAUCAAGUCUCAGAAUACGAUUGUUCAAUUUUUCUCUCAAGUUAUUGAGCUGCUUCUUAUAUAUAAUUCGAGUACUCCUUGAUGAUCCUACACAAGGACAUGGAUGCAAGGAAUUAAGCAAGGGCUGUUCCAGUCAAAAUCACACACCUGCAAAGAUUGAUUGGUCUCCUAUCAUUUGGGUGAACCGAAGCUUGCCUUUAUGGGGAUUACAGGUUUCAGUGGCUUUGAUAAGUCUGUUUGAAACAAUGCUGCUGGGUUAUCUGAGCUACAAGGGGAACAUCUGGGAACAAAUUUUGAGAAUACCCUUCCUCCUGGAAAUAAUCAACGCUGUUCCCUUUAUCAUUACAAUUUUCUGGCCUUCACUAAGAAACCUAUUUAUUCCUGUAUUUUUAAAUUGCUGGCUUGCCAAACAUGCUUUGGAGAAUAUGAUUAAUGAUCUCCAUAGAGCCAUUCAACGUACACAGAGUGCAAUGUUUAACCAAGUUCUUAUUUUAAUAUCCACAUUGUUAUGUCUUAUCUUCACAUGUAUUUGCGGAAUUCAGCAUCUGGAGAGAGCAGGAAACAAGUUGACUCUCUUUGACUCCCUUUAUUUCUGCAUAGUGACAUUUUCCACUGUGGGCUUUGGGGAUGUUACACCCAAAAUCUGGCCUUCAAAACUGCUGGUUGUUAUUAUGAUCUGUGUUGCCCUUGUGGUGUUACCCAUACAGUUUGAACAGCUGGCUUAUUUGUGGAUGGAGAGACAGAAGUCUGGGGGUAACUAUAGUCGACACAGAGCUCAGACAGAGAAACAUGUGGUACUGUGUGUCAGCUCCCUGAAGAUUGAUUUGCUUAUGGAUUUCUUAAAUGAGUUCUACGCUCAUCCCAGACUGCAGGACUAUUAUGUGGUUAUUUUAUGUCCUACUGAGAUGGAUGCUCAAGUACGAAGGGUGCUGCAAAUUCCAAUGUGGUCACAAAGAGUUAUCUAUCUGCAAGGAUCUGCACUGAAAGAUCAGGACCUGUUGAGAGCUAAGAUAGAUGAUGCUGAGGCAUGUUUCAUUCUUAGCAGCCGGUGUGAAGUAGACCGUACAGCAGCUGAUCAUCAAACCAUUUUAAGAGCAUGGGCAGUUAAAGAUUUUGCUCCAAAAUGUCCUUUAUAUGUCCAAAUAUUAAAACCUGAAAAUAAAUUUCACAUCAAGUUUGCAGAUCACGUUGUAUGUGAAGAGGAGUUCAAAUAUGCUAUGUUAGCUUUAAAUUGUAUCUGCCCAGCUACAUCUACGCUAAUCACCCUGCUGGUUCAUACCUCUAGAGGACAGGAGGGUCAACAAUCACCAGAACAGUGGCAGAAAAUGUACGGCAGAUGCUCUGGUAAUGAAGUAUAUCACAUAAAUCUGGAGGACAGUACAUUUUUUCCUGAAAUUGCUUCUUUCCAUGCACAUAAAAAGUUUGGAGUCUGUUUGAUUGGUGUUAGGAGGGAAGAUAACAAAAACAUUCUGCUGAAUCCAGGCCCGCGAUAUAUUAUGAGCUCUACAGAUAUUUGUUUUUAUAUCAACAUCACCAAAGAAGAAAAUUCAGCUUUUAAAAAACAAGAACAGCAUAGAAAAAAUAAUGAAUGCAAGUCAUUUUAUCAUGGACCGUCUAGGUUGCCCUUGCAUAGUGUAAUUGCCAGUAUGGGGACCGUGGCUAUAGAUUUACAAGAUACAGGAUACAGAUCUUCCGCUGGACCUACUUUAACCCUUCCUUCAGAGGGACGUAAAGAUGGCAGAAGAUCUAGCAUAGCACCUGUUUUGGAGGUGGCAGACUCCUCAUCGCUUCAGACAUGUGAUCUUCUAAGUGACCAGUCAGAGGAUGAAACCACUCCCUCAGAUGAUGACAUUUCAAUGACUUCAGAGUAUGCUAAAGGUUAUCCUCCUUACUCUCCUUAUAUUGGAAGUUCUCCCACAUUUUGCCAUCUGCUGCAUGAAAAAGUGCCAUUUUGUUGUUUAAGAUUGGACAAGGGAUGCCAACAUAACUACUAUGAAGAUGCCAAAGCCUAUGGAUUCAAAAAUAAAUUGAUUAUAGUUGCAGCAGAGACAGCUGGAAAUGGCUUAUACAACUUUAUUGUUCCACUCAGAGCUUAUUAUAGACCAAAGAAAGAACUUAAUCCUAUUGUAUUGCUUCUGGAUAACCCGCCAGAUAUGCAUUUUCUGGAUGCAAUCUGUUGGUUCCCAAUGGUUUACUACAUGGUGGGCUCUAUUGACAACCUAGAUGAUUUGCUAAGAUGUGGCGUGACCUUCGCGGCCAACAUGGUGGUCGUGGACAAGGAAAGUACUAUGAGUGCUGAGGAAGACUAUAUGGCAGAUGCCAAGACUAUUGUCAAUGUACAAACUCUUUUUAGGUUGUUUUCCAGUCUAAGCAUUAUCACCGAACUAACUCACCCAGCUAAUAUGAGAUUCAUGCAGUUCAGAGCCAAAGACUGCUACUCUCUUGCACUAUCAAAAUUAGAAAAGAAAGAACGGGAGAAGGGUUCUAAUCUGGCAUUCAUGUUUCGACUACCUUUUGCUGCUGGAAGGGUUUUCAGCAUCAGUAUGUUGGAUACGCUUCUGUACCAGUCAUUUGUGAAGGAUUAUAUGAUCUCUAUCACAAGACUACUGUUGGGACUAGAUACCACACCAGGAUCUGGAUUUCUUUGCUCGAUGAAAAUCACAGAAGAUGAUCUAUGGAUUAGGACAUAUGCCAGACUCUACCAGAAACUUUGUUCUUCAACAGGAGAUAUCCCUAUUGGAAUCUAUAGAACUGAAUCCCAAAAACUUACAACAUCUGAGUCACGAGAAAUAGCUUCACAAUCUCAAAUCUCUAUCAGUGUCGAAGAAUGGGAAGACACUAAAGAUACCAAAGAACAAACAAAUAACCGCAAUAGCCAUCGCAACUCCACAUCCAGUGAUCAGUCAGAUCACCCUUUGUUGAGACGGAAGAGCAUGCAAUGGGCCCGACGGCUGAGCAGAAAAGUGCCAAAGCACUCUGGCAAAACAGCGGAGAAAAUAAGUCAGCAGCGUAUGAGCCUUUACAAGAGGUCAGAAAGACAGGAACUUGCUGAGCUUGUGAAGAACAGAAUGAAGCACUUGGGACUUUCCACAGCAGGAUAUGAUGAAAUGAAUGAUCAUCAAAACACCCUCUCUUACAUCUUGAUCAAUCCUUCACCAGAUACAAGACUAGAACUGAAUGAUGUUGUUUAUUUGAUCCGUCCCGAUCCACUGGCAUAUGUUCCAAACACCGCAACCAGCCGCAAAAAUAGCUUUUGCAAUACCAUUGGGCAAGACACCAGAGAAGAAACGCAACUUUGAUACAUUAUUGUGCUAAAUGAUUAGAGACCAUUUUUAUAUUGUUUCCAGUAACUGUUUCAAAAUCGAAUCAAAAUGGAGUGGUUAUAUUUGGUUCAGAUCCUGUUUGGACUGUUGAUAAUGCUAUCUGAUAAGAAGCAAGUAUUUAAGUGUGCGAAAACAGGUACUCUAAACACCAUGUCUGCAGCCUGCUCCAGUGAUUUUGGCAGUGGAACUUUGUCACAUAAUAAUGGAAUGAUUCUGAAAAGCUGGUCCUCUACUCUCCAGGCUUCCCUCAUCCAGCUACACUUGGGGUCCAGCAUACCUGUGGGUUCACUCAUGGGGCAGAACUGGGCCCCAUACCAACCAACUCUUCCUCCACGCUCCCAGAGCUCAUUUGCAGUGUUCAAGCUCAGGGAGGGAGACACAGAAAUGGCAACAGGGUGAGGGGCCCUUGGGGGAAGAAACAGGAUGGCUGCAGAUCCCUGCAGCUGGGGGCCAGGAGAGUAGCCCCACUGUUGGUGGCAGCCAAGUGGCCGGCAUUGACCAAGUGUGUAUGAUGGGGGGCACAUUCAGGGGAAAAGACGGCAACUCUGCUUCUUCUCCCAAGAACCCUCCCUCCUAUCCCCCUCAGUCAAUCCCAGCCCCUCUGCUGCCACCAAACUGGAGCCCCGCAGCUGCAGAGGGAUGGGCAUUGGCCUCCGCUGGUCCAGCAGAUUCUCUGGUCCGGGACCAAUCAGGUCCCAGCAGUGCCAGAGCAAGGAGAUACAAGCUGCUUUGCAUCUUAACAACUUAAUUGGGACAAAUUCCAUCAUUGUGAAUUUAAUUGCUGCUUCUAAAUGUAAUGUUCACCAAACGGAUAGUGAGUCACUGACUAAGCCUCUGACUCAUAACUGGAAAAAUCGCAAUGUGCAAAACAUAUGAAUGCCCUACACAGACACUGGUACACACAUAGGGGCGUAUUUUAGUUGUAGUAAAUAUUCCUAUUUAAGGUAGCACUCAAAGCCCAUCAAGACUAUGUACCAGACUCACAGACCCAUGAAAUCAUUUUCAGGUUGUCUCUUUGUCCACUUAUUUUAGUACAGAGUAAUUUUAUAGGCCCAAUACAGACCUCUAGGAUGCAUUCAAUUAUUAGUUCUGCUGGGUUUACAAGGAGAUCAGUUUGCAGAGGUACGAAAAGGGAACCCUACAAGACAUAUUCUAAGGGAUUUCCACUGGAUAAAUCCUGGCAGGAAAACAUGGAUGUUUUGGUUUUACAGAACUUCUCUCGCGUGCUCGUUCGCUCUCGCUUACACACGCACAUUCAUGCGCACCAUUCAAAAUUUUAAAGAGUAAUGGGUCUUCCCUAGUGACAGGAAUAGUGCUAUCUCCUCAUGAUUGUGAAGAAAACCUUCUAGAUGAGGUACACAAUAUCCAUACAUAUUUAAAAAAUGAUGCUUGAUGUGUAAAUUGCCAUGUUCAUCUGAAUGGGUUGUUACCUUGAAAUCUCAAGAAUUAAAGGAAAGACUUAUCACCUUCAUGUUUAGUUAAUGUACAUCUCAGACCCUAAAUGCCUGCUAUAUCUAUGCAGAUGGUAAUAGCCCCAAAUGUUCACUCUAGUAUCCAAUGGCCAACUCCUCCAGUGUUCCCUCAAAAACUUCUGAACCAGAUGCACACUUUCAAUAUAAAAUUAUGCAGCUUGAAAAUUAAAGAGCAUUAGAGACAAUGUUAUAUAAAAGGAAUGGAAUAUCUGAUUAAUUGAGAUGGGACACUGAACUAAUUACAAAGUUGAGUUUCAUAUUUAAUACAAGAAAAAGCCCUCAAAAUUGUAUUCAUUAACUUUAGCUGCUGCAUAAUCUCCAGUCUGCAGUUGAGAAUGUAAGACACUUGUCCCAAACAUUCAAGCAAGUGUUACCAUGGAAUACCCAGGGUCUUCAUAUGGCCUUCCAAUGUUGCAUGCUUGCUCCUCCAUCUCUCAAAUAAACGGGAAGAUUGUGCACGAACAAUAAUCAGUCUAGGUAUUUGUGAAAGAAGUCCCACCUGUAAUAAUCCAUAUAAAACUGUUACAAGAGAAUUCUACAGGCUAGCCAUAUGAUUGAAUGGCAAUGCUGAUGGUUCUUUGAACUCCUUGAUAAACCUACAUGCACUGAAGUUAUUAAAUAGUCUGCAAGAAUAUGUAAUUACUUGUUUACAUUAUAUUUUCUAUAUUUGGAACAGCAGCUACAUGGUUGUAUAUGUCCUAAAAAAUAAAAAUGCCAAAAAUUGCUCGAUGAACUAGACAUGGAUGUGAAUAUAAUAUACCGUAUGCAAAGCUGUCAAAUGUAGUAUCUGAGUGACAGGUAAACAUUUUCUGUCCCCACCACAUUCCCAGCUCCCUCUUCCCACCCUACUACCUUCUUUCUUUACAUUUUAUAAAUUGGUUUCGUCGUUAGAUAAACUCAAUCUAUUACGUCAGCUCCUUUGAUGCCACAACAGAUUUUGAGCAUCUUUCUCUUUUGCGAUGAUAUUAGCUAAAUUCAGCAAAAUAAGUACAUCUUACAAUUGAAAUCCUUACUUCGUUUUCUUAAGUGUAAUAUAGGAAGAUGAUGGAGGAAAUAGAGUAUAAGUUACUUUUCUGCACUACAACAUAUCCAAAUCACUGUUGGCUUUCCAAAUUGUAUUACUAGGCCUGUAUUUAGUACAAAACUAGUUUUGUUUGUCUCUUGUGGUAGUUCCCAACCACCAGUCCAUAGACCAGUGCUGGGCAUUGAACCGCUGGCAGUCAGGCCGUGGCACACUGCCAGGCCACACCGAGGCCUUGAUGAUUGGCUCAGUGGGACUCUGGAGCAAGGCCCAAUCUGCCCAGAAACUCCCCUUCUCCUAUCCCCAGAUUGUCUCUUCUCCCUGCACCUAGCGCUGUGUUGGCUUCUCUGAAUGAUGCUGCCUUGAUGCAGGUGAUGCUGCCUGAGCCCGGGGGUAGGAUGAUCCCCAGGUUCAGGGGCUGCAGUGAGGGGGGGUGCUUGCUAGGGCCCAGCAGCAGCAGGC